This is a messenger RNA of Drosophila subobscura, 1340 nucleotides long. RefSeq names its product O-glucosyltransferase rumi. The transcript is spliced from 2 exons. The record is from RefSeq and is a predicted model, not a curated record. NCBI's taxonomy places the organism in Eukaryota, Metazoa, Arthropoda, Insecta, Diptera, Drosophilidae. Gene Ontology annotation, biological process: positive regulation of Notch signaling pathway; protein O-linked glycosylation. Bases 61 to 1290 code for a protein of 409 amino acids. Gene Ontology annotation, cellular component: endomembrane system. Gene Ontology annotation, molecular function: UDP-xylosyltransferase activity; UDP-glucosyltransferase activity.
AUUUUCGCACAGAUCGAUAGGCAACGCCCCAAAAUAAACAAAAGAAAUUUGUUUAUAGAAAUGCUCAUAAAUGUUGUAUUAAUUAUAUUGUUAGUGGGCUUGAGCGGAGAAGCCAGUAAACAAAAUGAAGGACUUUGCAGCCCAGAUGAAAAUUCAUCCUGCGCCGACAGCAUCGAUACUCAGGAUGAAUUUAGCUACAACAUUCUACGAAAUAUAAAGAAAGCACUGGCCAGCUAUCAGCCGUGCAGCAGCGAUGCGAAUGAUGCCAACUGCAGCUGCCACCCGGCGGUAAUCAAGCGAGAUCUGGCUCCCUACAAGGCAACAGGUGUCAGCCGCCAGAUGAUCGAGAGCUCCGCCAAGUUCGGCACUCGAUACAAAAUAUACGAGAAGCGUCUGUACCGCGAUGAGAAUUGCAUGUUCCCGGCACGCUGCCAAGGCAUCGAACACUUCCUGCAGCCGCUGGUGGCGACGCUGCCCAACAUGGAUCUGGUGAUAAAUACGCGCGACUAUCCGCAGGUAAACACUGCCUGGGGCAACGGCGGACAGGGGCCUAUUCUCUCCUUCUCCAAGACGAAGGAUCACCAAGACAUCAUGUAUCCCGCGUGGACCUUUUGGGCUGGCGGUCCGGCCACAAAACUGCAUCCCCGUGGCAUUGGGCGGUGGGACUUGAUGCGGGAGAAGCUGGAGAAACAUGCAGCAGCCAUACCCUGGUCGCAGAAGCGGGAGCUGGGCUUCUUUCGCGGCUCGCGCACCUCGGACGAGCGUGACUCCCUGAUCCUCUUGUCGCGCCGCAGUCCGGAGCUGGUGGAGGCGCAGUACACCAAGAAUCAGGGCUGGAAAUCGCCCAAGGACACGCUGGAUGCGCCGCCCGCCGACGAGGUGUCCUUCGAGGAUCACUGCAAGUACAAGUAUCUGUUCAAUUUCCGUGGCGUGGCAGCCAGCUUUCGGCUGAAGCAUCUGUUCCUGUGCCAGUCGCUGGUCUUCCACGUGGGCGACGAGUGGCAGGAGUUCUUCUACGACCAGCUCAAGCCCUGGGUGCACUAUGUGCCACUGAAGAACUACCCCAGCCAGCAGGAGUACGAGCAGCUGCUGACGUUCUUCAGGAAAAACGAUGCACUGGCCCAGGAAAUUGCUCAGCGUGGCCGCGACUUUAUCUGGCAGCAUCUGCGCAUGAAGGACAUCGAGUGCUACUGGCGAAAGCUGCUCAAGGGCUACGUGAAGCUGCUCACGUACGAGGUGCGGCCAGAGGAUAAUCUCAUAUACAUUAAGCCAGCCAAGGACGAGCUUUAGUUUCAUAAUUAAGUGAGAUUCUUAGAGCGUCGAAUAUAUUUGUAUUUUAU